Pieris brassicae (large cabbage white) is the source of this 1116-nucleotide messenger RNA. RefSeq lists its product as uncharacterized. NCBI's taxonomy places the organism in Eukaryota, Metazoa, Arthropoda, Insecta, Lepidoptera, Pieridae. Bases 130 to 657 code for a protein of 175 amino acids. The transcript is spliced from 7 exons. The record is from RefSeq and is a predicted model, not a curated record.
UACGCGAGGAGCUUUCAAGUCGAGAGCGCGUCUCAUCGCGAGCCUUUACGACAAACGUAACUGAAAUAUUAUGUGAACUAAUGUUAGUAUGCAAUCUUUUUCGGAGAUUUUCACCUCUUCACGUUUAAGAUGAAAGCCUGGACUACUCACGAUCAAGAUACGACGCUGUUCUGCUGUCGGACAUUACAUGUCAAGCAUGCUGCUUAUGCCAGUGCUUUGUAUACCUUGAAUAUAUCAAUACUAGUGGUGCUAUUAUACAGUUGGAGGAUCGGAGUGAAUGCCAAGAAGUAUAAGGAACUGGACGAUGUUUACUACGGUGUACAGAUAGCAUACUUCGCGAUAAUAGGAACGCAAAUGUUCAUGAUUGUCCUUAGUAUAUUCCUCUUCUAUGGGAUUUAUAAAGAAAACGUCGCUUUCUUAGUGCCGUGGGUUGUUGGUUGUAUGACUUUCAUGGCUUUGGAGGCAAUGGCCAUGGUUUAUUCAAAUAUUUUAAGGGAUCACGUCAAUAAGCAAUUCGACGCGAUGUGUAAAGCAGAAAUAUCUUUUUUAAUUCCGAGAAUAUUGUUAAAUUGUUUAUGCAUUUGUUGCGUCCUGCGACUAUAUCACCUCCUAAGAGCGGGUGUGACUUGGAAGGGGGCGGCCCCGAUUGAGCUGUGACUAUUGCCCAAAGAAUCAAAGGACUCCACAGUCCCUUGCGAAUCGAGCCUGUUGCUGGGUAACGUCGAAAGUGAUACAGACGCUAGUAUGCAUUCUCUAUGACCCACUGUGUACGUGUAAAACCCGUAUUACGUUGUGAUAAAUUGAGUAAUGAAUUUUUGAAUAUGUGUACAAAGUAAAUAGCGUUAUUAAAUUGUUAAGUUCCAUUAUGAAUACGUUGAGUCUUAUGUGUUUGUAAAUUAAUAUUGUAAAAGUUGUGAGGUCAUGUUUACUUUAUUUACACUAUGUAUAGAACGUAGAACCGCUUACGACCAGAAGAAGCUUAGUUAUUUCACGUAAAAUUAUUGCUUUCUAUUGUCAGUACUGUAUAAUGUUAUUCUUGAUAGAAAUAUUUUUAAUUAAACAUUACUGCUUCCAAUACACUUCGUUCUUCAAUAGUGAACCAACGUGGUCCGAACU